Molecule: messenger RNA, 5336 nt
Organism: Sceloporus undulatus (fence lizard)
Lineage: Eukaryota; Metazoa; Chordata; Lepidosauria; Squamata; Phrynosomatidae
Gene: EGFR
Product: epidermal growth factor receptor
Exons: 28
Coding region: 158-3844 (1228 amino acids)
Biological process (GO): cell differentiation; cell surface receptor protein tyrosine kinase signaling pathway; negative regulation of apoptotic process
Cellular component (GO): basal plasma membrane; signaling receptor complex
Molecular function (GO): epidermal growth factor receptor activity; ATP binding; epidermal growth factor binding
Source: RefSeq, a predicted model, not a curated record
UCCCGCUCCUCCUCCUCCUCCUUCUUUCCCUUGGAGUUGUCAUCCUGACAUCGCCGCAGCCGGGAUGGUCUUCCGCAGAAGGGCAAGCGAGCCCCGCGCAGAGAAGGAGGCCAAGGACUAAUAGGAGGGAGUGGGACCCUGAGAGAAAGGCACCACCAUGAAGAGGAUGAGGGCUUCGGAGCCCACUGUGGCUGCUGUCCUCCUCUUCCUCUUGGCUCUGCUGGCCAGGGGCUGGGGCUCCGCCGUGGAUGAGAAGAAGGUUUGUCAAGGAACCAGCAAUAGGCUAACACAACUUGGAAAUGUGGAAGAUCACUACAACAGCCUAAAGAGGAUGUAUGAGGACUGCGAGGUGGUGCUUGGCAAUCUGGAGAUCACGUGUGUGGAUGAGAACUAUAAUCUCACUUUCUUGAAGAGCAUACAAGAGGUGGGUGGUUAUGUGCUCAUAGCAAUAAAUACAGUGAAAGUUAUUCCUUUGGAGAAUCUUCAGAUAAUCCGAGGAAACACCCUUUAUGAAAAUGCUGCACUCGUGAUUUUACUAAAUUACAAUGAUGUGGGAGGACUUGAAGAGCUGCGAAUGAGACGUUUAGCAGAAAUUCUAAAUGGAGGUGUUAAAAUCAUUGGUAACCCUUAUCUCUGCAACAUGAACAAUGUUAUGUGGGAUGACAUUGUUGAUACAACUAAUGGCAAAGGUUUUGUGCUGUUUGAUCCUGUUGAAAGAAAAGAAACAUUGCCGCUGAUUAGCAAUAAAACUUGUCCCCCAUGUCAUUCCAACUGCACAGGUGGGCACUGCUGGGCUGCUGGCAUAGAGAACUGCCAGAUACUAACAAAGGUUGACUGUGCAGCACAGUGUUCAGGCCGAUGUAAGGGGAGGUUGCCGAGUGACUGUUGUCAUACCCAGUGUGCAGCAGGCUGUACAGGCCCUAAAGAGAGUGAUUGCUUGGCAUGCCGCAAGUUUUGGGAUGAUGCAACCUGUAAGGAAUCUUGUCCACCUUUGCAAGUGUAUAACCCUAUAGCCUAUCAAUUGGAAAACAACCCAGAUGGAAAAUACAGCUUUGGAGCAACUUGUGUAAAAAAGUGUCCACAUAACUAUGUUGUAACAGACUAUGGCUCAUGUGUCCGGUCAUGUAAUGCUGAUUCUACUGAGGUGGAGGAAAAUGGAAUUCGAAAGUGCAAAAAAUGUGAUGGGCCAUGUAGCAAAGUGUGCAGCGGGGUUGGAGCAGGUAAUCUUACAGGAGCUCUUGCUGUGAAUGCAUCCAAUAUUGACUAUUUCAAAAACUGCACCACAAUUAACGGAGAUCUCAUAUUUCUCCAAGUAUCAUUUAAAGGUGAUGAAUACACAAGAACACCUCCUUUAGACCCAAAGAAGUUGGAUAUUUUUCGAACCGUGAAAGAAAUAACAGGGUUUUUGACAAUCCAGGUUUGGCCUGCAAAUGCCACUGAUUUGAGUGUUUUUGAAAAUCUGAAAGUUAUACGAGGCAGAACAAAACAAAUGGGCCGGUAUGCUCUUGUUAUCACUGGGGUGGAUAUAAAAUAUUUGGGGUUACGGUCUCUCAAGGAAGUAAGUGAUGGAGAUGUUGUGAUCAUGAAAAACAAGAACCUAUGCUUUGGGAAUAUGGUGAACUGGACUAAGCUUUUUGUAACAGAAAAGCAGAAUAUAAGAAUUACCCAAAACAGAAAUGAAAAUGAAUGUGCUGCUAUAGGAGAGGUUUGCCAUCCCCUCUGUUCAGAUGUGGGCUGCUGGGGCCCAGGACCCUUUGAGUGCUUUUCUUGCCAACACUUUAUUCGCCAGCAGGAAUGUGUAAAGGAAUGCAAUGUUAUGCAAGGGGAACCUCGAGAAUUUAUAAAGGAUUCUGAGUGCCUUCAGUGCCAUCCAGAAUGCCUGGUGCAAAAUUCAACUGAAUCUGAUGCAACUUGCACAGGACCUGGUCCAGACAACUGCUUCAAAUGUGCCCACUUAAUAGAUGGUCCACACUGUGUUAAAUCAUGCCCUUCUGGCAUCAUGGGUGAAAAUGAUACUUUAAUCUGGAAAUAUCCAGACGAAAACUCAGUGUGUCAACUAUGUCAUCCAAAUUGUAUUCGCGGCUGCAAAGGACCAGGACUUGAAGGUUGUCCUAUUGGCUCAAAGGUCCCAUCAAUUGCAGCUGGAGUUGUUGGAAGUAUCCUUGGCUUAGUUGUUAUAGCAUUGGGCAUUGGUCUCUAUGUACGUAGGCGUCACAUUGUUAGGAAACGUACUUUGCGCAGACUGCUACAAGAAAGAGAGCUUGUUGAACCCUUGACUCCAAGUGGUGAGGCACCAAAUCAAGCACUCCUAAGGAUUCUAAAGGAAACUGAGUUCAAAAAAGUCAAGGUUCUUGGCUCGGGAGCUUUUGGUACUGUGUACAAGGGGUUGUGGAUUCCAGAAGGGGAGAAGGUUAAAAUUCCUGUGGCUAUUAAGGAAUUGAGAGAAGCCACAUCCCCCAAAGCCAACAAAGAAAUUCUUGAUGAAGCCUAUGUAAUGGCAAGUGUGGACAAUCCCCAUGUGUGCCGUUUGCUAGGAAUUUGCCUCACAUCCACAGUUCAGCUCAUCACGCAACUAAUGCCAUAUGGAUGCCUUCUUGAUUAUGUCCGAGAGCACAAGGAUAACAUUGGAUCUCAGUACCUUCUCAACUGGUGUGUGCAGAUUGCAAAGGGAAUGAAUUACCUGGAGGAACGCCGUUUGGUACAUCGUGAUUUGGCUGCCAGGAAUGUACUAGUUAAGACUCCUCAGCAUGUGAAGAUUACUGACUUUGGAUUGGCCAAAUUGCUUGGUGCAGAGGAAAAGGAAUACCACGCAGAAGGAGGAAAGGUCCCUAUUAAGUGGAUGGCUUUGGAGUCUAUUCUGCACCGCAUUUAUACCCACCAAAGUGAUGUUUGGAGUUAUGGUGUUACUGUCUGGGAAUUAAUGACUUUUGGAUCAAAACCGUAUGAUGGUAUCCCAGCCAGUGAAAUUUCCUGUGUCCUGGAAAAGGGGGAGAGAUUACCCCAGCCUCCAAUUUGUACUAUUGAUGUCUACAUGAUCAUGGUCAAAUGUUGGAUGAUUGAUGCAGAGAGUCGCCCCAAAUUCCGUGAGCUGAUAGCAGAAUUCUCCAAAAUGGCUCGGGACCCACAGCGCUAUCUGGUUAUACAGGGAGAUGAAAGAAUGAGCUUACCAAGCCCAACAGACUCAAAGUUUUACCGGAGCCUGAUGGAAGAAGAGGACAUGGAGGACAUUGUGGAUGCAGAUGAAUACCUCAUUCCACACCAAGGAUUUUUCAGCAGCCCAUCAAAUUCUCGGACACCUCUCUUAAGUUCAUUGAGUGCUACCAGUGAUAAUUCUGCGGUUGGAGCCUGUAUUGAUAUUAAUGGGGGACAUCGUGUGAGAGAAGACAGCUUUAUUCAGAGAUACAGUUCAGACCCAACUAGAGGUUGCCUGGAUGACAGUCUUGAUGAUGGCUUUCUACCUGCUCCAGAAUACAUGAACCAACUAGUGACCAAAAACCCACCGGCUUCAGUCAUGCAAAAUGCAGUGUACAACAAUUUCUUUCUUCCUGUUGAGCCAAAGCCUGUGGUUGAUUCAAAUCAUCAGAAUUCUCAGAGCACAGCACUGGACAAUCCAGAGUAUCUCAACACAAACCUCUCUCCUUUCGCUAAUACAAUUUCUGACAACUACCCCUACUUGGACCAGAAAGGCAACCAUCAAAUCAAUCUGGAUAAUCCUGAUUAUCAGCAAGACUUCUUGCCAAAGGAGACCAAACCUAAUGGAUUCUCUAAACUUCCUACAGCUGAGAAUCCAGAAUACCUAAGGGUCGCAAUACCAAAAAGUGAAUACAUUGAAGCCUCAGCAUGACCACUGAGAGAAAGACUUCUUGUAGCACCAGCAGCAAGACCAGGAAUGCCAAUGAUGUUGCUGGCUGCUGUAGAAACGAACUGUGGGCAGAUAAAAGACUAGUCACUAUAUGCCAGAAUGCACAUUUUCUACUAGGUGUGUUUACUGAUUUCACUCAGCUUGCUUAGUACUUCUCUAAUCUUUAUCUAUUGGGAAGAUGCAAUGUGCAGCAAAGAGAUGACAUCCAGCAAACCAGAAAUCAUUGUUGCAUUCAUUCUUUUCUUAACCAGCUGGAAAGAAUUGCAGUCUUUCAGUGCAAUGCAGCUGCAGCGUCCACUUUAAAUCAUUCAAUGCUCUGUAUUUUAUAAAACAUUUUUGAAAUUUUUAAAGAGCUUUAUUCCAUCCUGACAAGCAAAUACUGAACUGUUUGGGGCCAUAUGGAUCCUUGUUAGAGACUGGGAGAGAGACGUUAAGCGACAAGACAUUUUUCUGUGUCUUUUCAGCUGCACUGACCAGCCUCUGAAGAUCUAAAGAAAAAGUUGUUGCUAUGCAUUGGUCCAGCUCUUUGAACACCAGCUUCAUUUAAUAUUUUGUUAUACAAAUGAGGAGAAAAGGGCAUCUGGAGGGGAAAGCGGGGAUUCUGCUUAAGACGUUUCAUAGAACAAGUGAGCAGGACAAAGAGAAUUUGAUUAGCCCAAGUCCAUUUAGCAGAAGAACUCACCUACAGCGCUCACUGCCAACUAACCACUAUGGUCUGGAGACCAGAACUUUGCAGUCUUAAGGCACUGUUCAGGAAUGUAUAUAAAGUGCACAGCAGACUAGUCCCUUAAACACUCACUGUAGAUCAAGAUAAUAAUUUUGUCUAUUCAUUUCUCAUUUGUUUUCUGUUUUCCACUGUUGUUUCCACUGUUUUCUCUAGAGCUGUAAAAACAGCUCUAAGCGCUUAACUAAAAAGCUAUGAAUGGAAAAGCUUAUUUCCAGCAUACUGCCUUGAUGCCACUUGGACACAAUAUUAUGAAUCUGAAUGGUGAGGAAAUGCAAAGCUUGCAAUUUAUUUGAAAUGGUCUGAAAUUUGAGCCUAGCUGUGUGUAGCCUAACAUAAGAGUCAGUGGAACUAUCUUGCACAAACUCUACAGAAGUUACAAUUUUGUUCAACACCCAUUUAUUUUAAUGGGACUGAUGUAGGAAAAUUUCCCAUUGAUCUCCCCACCGAUUCAGCAUAAGUGCCAAAAGCAAUUACAGUGAGAGAGAAAUAUUUUCAUACCAAAAUCCAAUCCUGCAGUGAGAACUAUGUUGGCUGUAUAUUAUGAAUAUACCAAUUACUAAACAAGAAGAAGGCAGGGGUAGAAAUGGAAUAGUGAUCCAUCUAUUUACUGAAACUAACCCACAAAUGCAUUGAUACAAGAAGAAUUUAAAGCCAAUGCAGAGAUUAUCUAAAAAGUGAUUCCAGUGCAAUCCUAUGUCUACUCAGAAAUAAACACCACUGAGUUCAAUGGGACUUCCUGCAACACUA